This is a messenger RNA of Rhodotorula toruloides NP11, 1560 nucleotides long. RefSeq names its product asparaginyl-trna synthetase. The coding region runs from base 1 to 1560 and encodes 519 amino acids. Gene Ontology annotation, cellular component: mitochondrion. Gene Ontology annotation, molecular function: ATP binding; asparagine-tRNA ligase activity; nucleic acid binding. The record is from RefSeq and is a predicted model, not a curated record. NCBI's taxonomy places the organism in Eukaryota, Fungi, Basidiomycota, Microbotryomycetes, Sporidiobolales, Sporidiobolaceae. The transcript has 4 exons. Gene Ontology annotation, biological process: asparaginyl-tRNA aminoacylation.
AUGGCACCCAGACCACGCUUGAACGCCUUGCGAGGGCCGCUGAGAACGCUUCACAGCUGCUCACGAGCCGCGCAAGCAGCCACCGCUUCUCUCGCCCUCCCUGCGACUGUCGCUUCUUCUCUCGCUGCUGCUUCCGCCGGGAGUGAGACGACCGCCUCGACGACGAGUCUGAACGGGUGGAUCAGGUCUGUGAGGAGGCAGAAGAACGUGUCAUUUGCGGUGUUGAGCGACGGAAGUCAGGUUGGCGGAGUGCAGGUCGUCCUGCCCAAGGGGUUGGACGAGAGCUUGACGGUAGGAUGUGCGGCGACGCUCAAGGGGAAAUGGGUCGACAGUCGAGGAGCAGGGCAGGACAAGGAGUUCAAGGUCGAGUCCGUCGACUUUGUGGGCGAGAGCGACGCCGAGACGUACCCCAUGCCCAAUACGAAGCAGGGGAUCCCGCUGCCGGUCAUGCGACGGAACGCACACCUGCGGUUACGGAGGGAUGGGCCUGCUGCGAUGGUUCGAGUACGGAGCGAGAUGAACUGGGCGAUGGCAGAACACUUUCGAAGACAAGGGUUCGUGAGGGUAGACAUGCCCGUCAUCACUUCGUCGGAUUGCGAGGGAGCUGGCGAGGUCUUUCGCGUCGUCGAAUCGAGUCCGUCUUCUCCAGCACCGGCCAGUACAGCACCCGCCUCGUCCCCUUCUCCGCCUGAACCGUCAACUGCCGCUCACCCACCACCUCCAUCUCGCUACCUCACCGUCUCGACUCAACUCCACCUCGAAGCAAUCACUUCCUCCCUCCCUCGCGCCUACACCCUCGCACCCUGUUUCCGCGCCGAAAAGAGUGAUACAGCGCGACACCUCCAGGAAUUCUGGAUGCUCGAAGCCGAAGUCGCUUUCCUGGACGCGGAUACGCCGACUGCGUUGGAUCAGGUCAUGACUGUUGCGGAGGAGACGGUCAGAGCGGUUGCGGGACACGUGAAGGCCAUGCCGGAGAUCGAGCGGUACUUUGCGAAGCACUCGCCGGGGCUGGAGGAGCGGCUGGAGGCGCUCCUCGCGCCGGAGCGAUACGUGCGGAUGAGCUACACCCGCGCCAUCGAGUUGCUGCAGGAGCAUGCGGCGGCGAACCCGGACGCCUUCGUCUUCCGCCCGACUUGGGGCAGCGGGUUGCAGACGGAGCACGAGCGGUGGUUGGCGGAAGAGCACGUCAAGGGGCCUUUGUUUGUCACCGACUAUCCCUCGGCCCUCAAGCCCUUCUACAUGCUCCCGAACGAGUCGUCGUGGACCGUGGACAGCUCGCGCCAGACGACCACCUGCUUCGACCUCCUCGUCCCGUCGCUGGGCGAAUUGGCAGGCGGCUCGUUGCGUGAACACCGGCUGGACAAGCUCGUCGCGGCGAUGGACAAGCACGGGCUUGACCGCAACGCGUACGAGUGGUACCUCGACUUGCGGCGGUACGGGACGACGAGGCAUGGCGGGUUUGGGCUCGGGUGGGAGAGGCUGGUUGGGUUGCUGACGGGCGAGAACAACGUCAGGGAGUGCACGGUGUUCCCCCGGGCGGCGGAGGGGAGCCGGUUCUGA